AUGAGCGACACUAUUGUGCACCCCCCAUCAGCUAAAGCACUAACGAUAGGGGAGGCAAAUGAGACUAUGUUACCAUUUUGUUUUCUCUUUUGUUUGUUUAUAAGAAUUCAAUAG
Molecule: messenger RNA, 114 nt
Organism: Spirodela intermedia
Lineage: Eukaryota; Viridiplantae; Streptophyta; Magnoliopsida; Alismatales; Araceae
Source: the annotation of a GenBank genome assembly